AUAACACGUUAUUUUAGUUGAAGGCGAUUGAAGAACGUUUUAAAAAAAUUUAUCAUCACUUUUUGAGGUUAGGUGGAUUAAACAAGGUUGGUAUCAUUGAUAAAAACAUGAAACGGCAAACUUCACUUAUAUAACCACAAUGUCAAAUAUUAUCUUACUGUUUAUUAUCGUCGCUGUAAAAGAAAUUCAACAAAUCAUUUCUAAAUCGUAUUCCGUACGAGGCGGUCAUAAAAGAAGCCUUUAAUAAUUCGUGCGCACAAAGAAAUCUGCAUUAAGAUUAACACAAUUAUGGAUUUGUUGAUUGUGGGAAACGCUUUCGAACACGGCAACACAUUCUGGCCAGAUUGGGAGUCUUUUUGCGCUUUUUACCCGGACGAUUUGCGAAACGGAAAAUUACCAUGCACUUGCGGCGAAACAAAUCAAACUUACAAUUGGAAUUGGGAACCUCAGCGGACGGGGACGCACGUUUUAUCGAAUGGCAAUCGAGAGGUUGUGUUCCAUCCCGUUUAUAGCCCGGGUACGGCGGCUGUUCGCGGGAAUAAAAUCUUGGAGAAGAAUAUGCAUCAUUAUUGGGAAAUUAAAAUAUUAACGAAACUUUACGGAACUGAUGUGAUGAUUGGUGUUGGAACUCCCGACGUAUCAUUAGAAGAGCGCCAAUACAAAUUCUGCAGCAUGUUAGGGUGUGAAGAUCAAUCUUGGGGUUACUCCUACCGUGGUUCAUUACAACAUAACAAAUUAACCCGGGAAUACGGCCCCCCAUUCGGAAUCGGCACAAUAAUCGGGAUCCAUUUAGACAUGUAUUCCGGCACAUUAGAAUAUUACAUGAAUCGAAAACCUUUAGGAAUCGCCUUUCGCGGUCUCAAAAACAAAGAUUUAUACCCGAUGGUGUGCUCAACAGCCGCUCAAUCAUCCAUCCGUUUAAUCUCAGCAUUCUCAUUCCCUGAUUCCCUUGAAAUGACCUGUUUAAAAGUAAUCAGCAGUAGGGCGACGUUAAAAAAACAAUUUAAUUCAAUUCCUGGGUUAACCCGAUUAAUAAAACCCGAAUAUUUUUGGUGUUUACCCGGAAAAGAUGAACGAAACCUUGAUAUUGAAUUAUCCGUUGAAGACGAAGCUAUUUUACCGUUAAAAACCGUCGUUGAGAUUGAAACGAGACAAAGGAAACGAUUAAGAACGAAUAAGUGGGGGAUGGAAUACUCGGGUAUUGACCAAGAAUACUUUACACAUCGAGAUUUCUUCCGGAAGGUGACUCAUGGGGUGAUUAAAUCGUUAAAAAAGAAACCAUAUUAUAGCCCGAGUUGUCAAAAAUGCUCGUUAAGGCCGGAUUUGAAUGUUAACGAGAAAUUAAUUUCGAUCGGGGAGAUUAAAAAGAAAAUUGGGGUUGAUAUUAACGAUGUUGAUAUUUAUGGUGAUAUUGAUGAUACGUUAUGAGGAAUUCUUUUUAAGUGAAAAUGUGAUAGCUUUUUAGAAAUUAAUUCGAAUAUAAUUUUUUUAUUUAUGGAUGUAUUUUUGUUGAGGUGUAAAUAUUUGUUAAAACGAUUUUUUAGUUAUUUUUUUUUAAUUGUGUUGGUUACACAUAUAAACUCACAUUAAAUACAUAAUAAAACUUUAUAAAUUAAUAA
Molecule: messenger RNA, 1619 nt
Organism: Onthophagus taurus
Lineage: Eukaryota; Metazoa; Arthropoda; Insecta; Coleoptera; Scarabaeidae
Product: SPRY domain-containing SOCS box protein 3
Biological process (GO): proteasome-mediated ubiquitin-dependent protein catabolic process
Cellular component (GO): SCF ubiquitin ligase complex
Molecular function (GO): protein binding
Source: RefSeq, a predicted model, not a curated record